Symbiodinium sp. CCMP2592 is the source of this 1626-nucleotide messenger RNA. Lineage: Eukaryota; Dinophyceae; Suessiales; Symbiodiniaceae. The record is from the annotation of a GenBank genome assembly.
AUGGGGGGUGCUGUGAAGGAGGGUGUUGACUGCCUUGUGCAGGGCGCUUACACGACCGGGUCCUGCGCCAUCAACUGCAUUCGGGGUGUCGAGACCAUCGUCAAGGACGGGAAGACCAUCGUCACAUCGGUCAGCUCGGAUGCAACAAAUGCGGCAAAAACGGCGUGGGAUGCUGUCACGCACAGCAUUGCCCACACUGCCGAGUCGGCUGGCCACACCAUUGCCCACGGUGCCGAGUCGGCUGGCCACACCAUUAGCCACGGCAUUAGCGACAUCAUUCACUGGGCUCUUCCGCAGACAGGUUGCUGCAAGCCCACAUGCAACUUGCCUGUGCCCUGCAAGCCGACCUUUCACUUCAGUGGCUUCGAGGCAUGCUUGAAGGAGGUCGUCGAGGAGGCGCUGAAGGAUGUGACUUCGGUCGAUGGAUCCCUCCUGGACGCGGCCAAGUCGUUGUUGGAGUGCAGCUCUCCCACAUCUUGCUUGGACAAAGAUGACAUCAUCAAGCAAGUUCUGGGCGUACUCCAGAAGGGUGUCCUUUCCGACGUGCUGAAACCAGUGCUGCAUGACGCUGAGAAGGAGGUGAUCAGUCAAAUCCCUGGUGCCUCGUCGGUGGAAAAAACUAUCAAAGAAGCCGCGCCACUCCAGAAGUUGUCCAGCUUGAAGGGCCUGGCCAAUGGUGUGAAGAAGCUGCAUGUAACAACUACAGCCAAAGCCGAGGUGACUGACGAUGAUGAUGGGCCUGGUCCGGCAAACGACAAUGAUCCUUUGGAUGAUCCUUGGGAUAAUGACGACGGCAUAUUUGCUUCCAGGAACGACGACCCGGACGUCAACAUCCUACAGGCCGUUGCCACUGGCACGAGCGAAUCCCGAACAGGCGCUGCGAAGCUGAAGGCCAAGGUCUUCAAGAUGGAGACAACGGACUGCGGCCUGCUGGACCGCCUGCAGGACAUCGGAGACGACAUUGCAAAGCUCUUCACUCUCGACCUGUCCCCCAUCGAACAUACCUUCAAGCAAAUGGUCGACGAUCUGAAGACCUGCAUUACGGAGACAGGCCCGCUGGGAAUACCAAUGCCCUUCAUCCAGACGAAGUCCGAAGACUACCGCGCACCCGCAUUCCUCGAGGAUCUCUUUGAGGACCUUCUGCACCCCGAUAAGGCCGCCAAGGAUGUACAAGAGCUUCGAGCCGAUCUUGAGAACGUGCUGGGAGAUUUGAAGUCCUGGGCCAAGGAGAAACUUCACAUCUCCGCGAUUGCGCACGCGGUCCAUGAGCACGAGCAGCGUCGGGCAUUGGAGGUCGGCGACACAAAGGCGCUGGCAGCACUCCAGGCGGCCUCCUUGGCCCAAGGGGCCUCGGGCUCCUGUGGACCUUUGAAGGACUGGGCGUUUAGUGCUUCUGUGGGUGCCAAGCUGGAGCUCAACUUUGCCCUCACUUUUGAGGGCGCGAUCGGGGCGCGAGUCUUGCUGGGUUGCCGAGAUGGCCACUUUCACAUGGCAGGACAGUUGACAGUCAGCUUGUCUCCUUUCGGCAUCACCAUCGGUGGUGAACCUGGUGCAGAAGCUGCUUUUACGUGGUCCAUUGGAUGGUCGAAUGGCUUCGAAGGACGUUGCCUUCAAGAUCGCUGGUGA